Molecule: messenger RNA, 1833 nt
Organism: Knipowitschia caucasica
Lineage: Eukaryota; Metazoa; Chordata; Actinopteri; Gobiiformes; Gobiidae
Source: the annotation of a GenBank genome assembly
AUGGCUUUGUUGACUCUGCACCGGGCUCCAUCUAUCUGCACCACUCCAGAUGACACUCUCCAAAGAAGAGGGCGGCUUCAGAAAAGGGAGAGUUUUGCACUGGUGAAAGGUGCUGUCCUCCUGAUCGAUGAUGAGCCGAGGGAGGGGGAUUCGUCUCCCCCUCUCAGUUCUCCCACUAAAGAACACACCACACUGUCCAACGUGCAACACAGACAGCUCCACGCUAUGGUCGAGCUGCUACGACCAGAGGACACCAUUAAACUGGCAGUGCAGCUGGAGUCCGUCAACUCGGUUAGAGUCAGAUACCUGAUCAUUGUGUCCACUCUUGGGAACAAAGAUGAAAGCAUUCUUCUGGGCUUGGACUUCCCCGAUGCAGACAGUGAUCACUGCACCAUUGGCCUGGUUCUGCCCGUGUGGAGCGACACACAGGUGUACUUGGACGGAGAUGGCGGCUUCAGCGUCGCCUCGGCCGUGGAGAACAGAAUAUUUAAACCGGUGUCGAUGCAAACGAUGUGGUCGGUGUUGCAGGCGCUGCACGGAUGCUGCGAGCGGGCGGUGAAGGCGGCGGUCAUCCCCGGGAACGGUCUGGAGUGGGCUGAACACUAUCACCAGCACAUCGAGUCUGAGCGCAUUUGUCUGAACGAGUGGGAGGCCAUGGACGACCUGGAGUCCGUCAGAAAGGACAGCUGUGGAUCAUGGUCUGAAGACAGAGUUUCCAAAGAGAAGCUCAUCAAAGAUCAGCUUCGAGACAUCAUGAUGACUGAAGACCUGGACAAUCUCACAUGCAGAAUGGUGCACACCGCCCUUAACACCAGACUUGGCUUCGACAUCAGACCCUUCAAAGAGUACAUUGACAAUGAGAUCCUGGUCACCAUGGCUCAGAUGGACAAACCCUCUCAAAUCUUUGACUACCUCUAUCUAGGCUCAGAGUGGAAUGCUGCCAAUUUGGAAGAGCUGCAGAAAAGCAACGUUGGCUACAUUCUGAACGUGACCAGAGAAAUAGACAACUUCUUCCCCGCAUCAUUCACUUAUAUGAACAUCCGUGUGUAUGACGUGGAGGAGACUGACCUGCUGUCGCACUGGCCCGAUACGUACAGCUUCAUCAACAAAGCAAGAAAAAGCGGACAGGCGGUGUUUGUUCAUUGUAAAAUGGGUAAAUCCCGCUCUGCUUCGACUGUGAUCGCCUACGCCAUGAAGCAGUACCGCUGGUCCUUAGAAGUGGCUUUGGCUUAUGUCAAAGAACGACGGUCCAUCAUCAAACCUAAUGAAGGCUUUAUGAAGCAACUCCAGACCUACAGCGGCAUUCUCCAAGCCAGCCAACAACGUCACAGCUCUCUCUGGAGACGAAAGUCGAAAGACCAAAGACAAAAAUCUAUUGUCAAAGGGGAAAACAAAGAUAAGCAAACUCAGGACGUACAAGAAGAAGAAGACGAAGGCGUUGAUGAAGAUGAUGAGGAGAGCGGUGAGGAUGAUUCCAGCUCUUCAGAGGAGGACAAUGAAGAGGUUUUUCCAAACGUUGAUGGGAAUAGUUCAAACUCUCAACAGGAAUCUUCAGAAGCACCAGACUCUAACCCAGCCAUCACAGUCACUGAACCGAGCAAGGUCGCCUCCAGCGUUAACCGCAGCGGCAGAAUGAACCUCUUCUCUCUCAUGCAGUCUAUUAGUGAAUUAGAUGACGACCACCCAGGGAGCGAGAAGCUCCCGGGAAGUCCUCGGCGCUCUCCAGGGCCAAGGAGGCGGAGUCACAGCCGCAAAGGUCUGGCUCAUCAAAGAGAAUGUGUGGACGUUUCACCGGAGCCACGGAGCCUUCAAGAUGCGGGUCAAAAUCAAUAG